GAUUAUAUAGCUAAAAUAAAUUUUGGCGAUCUUGGCAAUUCUGCGGGAGCAUAUUAUUAAACCAAAUUUGGCUACAUUUAAAGUACACAGAGGUAGUGUAAUAUUUUAAAUUUAAUAUAGCUUCCUAUAUUUUAAAAUGGAAAAAGGUGCAGUUAAAAAUCUUAAAGAAAGAGAUAUUGUUAAAGAUAGUAAAUUAGAGGAACAGAUUCUUAAAACAUUAGGAAACGUUUCAUCUGAAGAAAAAAUUAAUAUUCUCCUAAAGAAAUGUGUUGAAAAUGAAAAAGAAAUAAAACGCCUCAAUUCAAAAGUAAAGCAAAAUGAAAAAAAUUUAGAAGUAGUCUUACGGGAAAAAGACAAUUUGCAAAAAGAAUAUAAUAAAGGAGUUCUUAUAAAGGAUAAAUUAGAGCAAGUGUGUAGAGAACAACAAAAGUUAAUAAAAUCUAUACAAAAUGAGAGCAUGACAAAGAUUCGAGAGGAAGAAGAACGUCGAAAAGAAAAUCAAGUGAAAUUUCAACAAUCUAUCAAUGAAAUAAAUGUUACUCUUUGUAAAAAUAAUGAUGAAAAUAAUAAAUUACGAGAUGAUAAUAUUGAAAUGGCCAAAAAACUUAAAUACUUAGCUGAGCAAUAUCAUACUCGAGAGCAACAACUAGAAAAAGUAAAUGAACAGAUUAAUAUUGAAUCACAGCUUCAUAUGGCAAAAAUGAAAAAGGUUCAAGUUGAAGCCACAAUUGAAAAAGAAAAUUUAUUAAGAGAAAAGCAAAAAAUUUUGGACGAACUUCUAAGUUGUAAAAAAAUUAUACAAGAAAUGCAGGCGCAUGAAGUACAGCUAAAAGAACAAGUAAAUUUAUACACCUCAAAAUAUGAAGACUUUCAUAACUCUCUCCAGAAAUCAAACCAGAUUUUCAGCAGUUAUAAAGAAGAAUUAGAAAAGAAAGCCAAAUGCAACAAAAAGUUAGAAAAAGAAAAUUUAGACUUGAAACGAAAAUUUGAAAGAUCUAACGCUACUUUAAUUGAAUUGUCCACCGAAAAGCAAGCAAAAGAUGAAUAUGUUUUAAAAUGCACAAAACAAGUGCAACAACUACAGAAACUUCUACGAACUUUACAAGCGGAGAGAAUUCAACUCCAUCAACUGUUAAAAGAAAAUAGUAUUGAUCGUCCUCCUAUUCCGAUUAUACCAGAUGAACCAGAGCUUACUAAAUUACCACCUCUUCCAGCAGAGACAAUUCAAAACAAUAAAAUGGAAUUAAUGCAAAAAAAUUGCUCAGAACUGAAAGAAACACUAGCCAAGUUGCAAGGUCAAAUGAAUGCUAUAACCGCAAAACAACAUGAUGAAAAAAAGCUUGAUCCAUCCAAAGAUUCUGCAAAUGAAAUUAGUGUCAAAAGAAAUAAGCAAAAGAAUAAAAAAAUAAAAAAUAAAGGAUGUCCCACAGCAGCUGAUAAAACUCCUUUGGAAACAACAGCCGUUGUAAGUAAAAGUAAUGUGUUACAUGAAGCAGUUAUAACACAUGCGACACAUCCGCACCAAAUUGAAAGCAACAAACUAAACGACAAAGAUUUUAACCCAGAAAGUGCUAACAUUAUUCAAACUGAUACAAAUGAAAAUUUUAAGUUUUCAAAUUGUACCAAUAUCGUUAAUAGUAAAGCAUUAGAUGAAAAUUUGACUUUGAUUGAAUCUUAAUCUAAAUUAAUUUAAAUAAAAAUAUAAAUUGAAUUUACGAAAAUUUGUAACAUUUAUGAAUAAAAAUUUAUAGUAAAUUUA
Messenger RNA from Condylostylus longicornis, 1759 nucleotides. RefSeq names its product alpha-taxilin. The record is from RefSeq and is a predicted model, not a curated record. Gene Ontology annotation, molecular function: syntaxin binding. The transcript is spliced from 8 exons. Bases 137 to 1678 code for a protein of 513 amino acids. Lineage: Eukaryota; Metazoa; Arthropoda; Insecta; Diptera; Dolichopodidae.